Myxocyprinus asiaticus (Chinese sucker) is the source of this 1925-nucleotide messenger RNA. RefSeq names its product TATA-box-binding protein. Gene Ontology annotation, molecular function: DNA binding; RNA polymerase II general transcription initiation factor activity. The transcript has 8 exons. The coding region runs from base 227 to 1153 and encodes 308 amino acids. The record is from RefSeq and is a predicted model, not a curated record. Gene Ontology annotation, biological process: DNA-templated transcription initiation. NCBI's taxonomy places the organism in Eukaryota, Metazoa, Chordata, Actinopteri, Cypriniformes, Catostomidae.
CGGAAGUUGUUGUGAAUCCCAUGUUUGGCGCGCUCCCUGCACCUCUGGGACUGUUCACUGCACUCAGACUCGCCACCUGAAACAACUCGGACAGCCUGGUGGAUCCUGCGAGUGACCGGCAUUUCAGAACAGAUCGUUGUAAUUGAAAGCUGUUGGCCAUUGGAUUUGAAUCUUUGAGCUUGUCCUGAAAUCCGUAAUAAAUUGUUUUGCUUCAUAACUUGACGAUAUGGAGCAGAACAACAGUCUACCCCCUUUCCCUCAAGGGCUGGCAUCUCCACAGGGAGCGAUGACGCCUGGCCUUCCCAUUUUCAGUCCUAUGAUGCCUUAUGGCACGGGCCUCACACCACAGCCAGUGCAGAACACCAACAGCUUGUCGCUCCUGGAGGAGCAGCAGAGGCAGCAGCAGCAGCAGCAGCAGCAACAACAACAACAACAGGCAGCCUCACAACAGCAGGGUGGGAUGGUGGGAGGUUCAGGCCAAACACCCCAGCUCUACCACUCACAGGCUGUCUCCACAACAACGGCACUGCCAGGCAACACACCCCUUUACACCACACCUCUCACACCUAUGACCCCCAUAACUCCUGCCACACCAGCCUCAGAGAGUUCUGGCAUCGUUCCCCAAUUACAGAAUAUUGUUUCCACUGUAAACUUGGGGUGCAAACUUGACUUAAAGACGAUAGCACUACGAGCCAGAAAUGCUGAGUAUAAUCCAAAGCGUUUUGCUGCCGUCAUCAUGAGAAUAAGAGAACCCAGAACAACAGCUCUCAUCUUCAGCUCUGGAAAGAUGGUGUGCACAGGAGCAAAAAGUGAGGAACAGUCCCGCUUGGCUGCCCGAAAAUAUGCCAGAGUGGUGCAGAAGUUGGGUUUCCCUGCCAAAUUCUUAGACUUCAAAAUUCAGAACAUGGUAGGAAGCUGUGACGUCAAGUUUCCCAUCCGAUUAGAGGGCCUGGUGCUUACACACCAGCAGUUUAGCAGCUAUGAACCGGAGUUAUUUCCAGGAUUAAUCUACAGAAUGAUCAAACCCAGAAUUGUCCUUUUAAUAUUUGUUUCUGGGAAAGUCGUACUCACAGGUGCAAAGGUUAGAGGAGAAAUCUAUGAAGCAUUUGAGAACAUAUACCCCAUUUUAAAAGGAUUCAGGAAGACAACAUAAUCCCUGUGCAAUGCACCAUUCUGUAUUAACUGGUGAAGUCAUUAGUGAGCCCACUGGUAUGUCUGGUUUGGUCUACACAGUUUAAUUUUUCUUCUUCUUCUUCUUCUUCUUCUUAUUAUUAUUAUUAUUUUUAUUUUUUUUGUAAGUGUAAAUAUGAAGGACUACUUUUCUUCACUCAGAACUUGAUCUGAUUGAGGAUAAAUGCUUAUUUUACCUUUUUUAAAAUGUAUUUCACCUGCUAUUUGGUUUUCAAAAUAUUGUGUUAUCCAUGUCUGAACAUUUUAAUGGUUUGAAUACUUCUGUUGUUUUAUGAUGUUAAAAUGUUCAUCUGUUCAAACAUUUUACACAUUCCCUUUGAGCAAGUUUUAUGUAUUACUUGUAUUACUGAUUGUCAGUGUGAACUGUGGCAAGUAAUGCCCAUGUUGCCCAGUGCAGGAAGAAUGUCUUUUAUUUGGGGGAGUGAAUUUAGGUUAUUUUUCCAACAAAGACGUGCAACCGGAGGCUAAUUCUUCAAUUGUUAAAAUUGUCAUAUGGAUUUGACCUUUUAAGUUACUGUCUUCUACAAUGAGAUCUGUAACAAAUUUGGCAGAUCUAACUAUAUAAUUCCCUUUGAAUUGUAUUAUAUUCUGUAGGUCUCCCACCCAGCCCCAUGUAAAGCACUGAUUUCUUAAUUUAAUGUCUUCGGCAAUGUAACCAGUUCUCUUUGCAAUUGGAUGCAAAUAAAUGUUUCCUUACCAGUUUGUGCCUAUUAUUGCACUGUAUUACAUCUGAA